AUGGUUUUACCAGUUAUCAACCCUACCAAAUCCUAUUGGAUUGAGGCUGCGAAUUCGCCAUUGCGCAACUUCCGCUCUAGCGAAGCGUUACCAGAGGAGACCGAUGUGGCAAUCAUCGGCGGUGGUUACGCCGGCGCAUCGACAGCUUACUGGAUCAAUAAAUACACAGAGAAUGCUUCAAGACAGCCUCACGUGACUCUCCUAGAAGCUCGUGAAAUUUGCGGAGCUGCCACCGGACGCAAUGGAGGACAAUUGAGGCCGCAUGCUUAUUCUCGUUAUGUGAAAUGGUCGAAUCGAUUUGGCCCUAAUGGUGCCAUGGAGCUUAUCGAACAUGAGAUGGCUCAUUUGCCGGCAUUUAAGAAUUUAACUGAGGAAGAAGGUAUCGCGGAAGAGGUCUGUCUCAAGUUCGGAGAAACGUUCGAUGCUGCCAUGACCGAUGAGGCCUGGACAAGGCUCAAGGGCGCGCUUGAUGCCAUGCGGAGGGAUCAUGGUGACGAUCAUGAGAUCGUCAAAGUAUGCAGAGUGAUCGAAGAUGCACACGAAGCGGAAGAGUUUACACAGAUGAAGGGUGCUCUUGCUGCAGUGGUCCAUCCUGCAGGGCAAAUAUGGCCAUACAAAUUGGUGCACGCACUUUUGCGCAUCGUUCUGCAGAAAGGCAAUCUCAAUCUGCAAGCUCACACCCCAGUCACGGAUGUUUCAGCGCGAGACGCCGAGGGCUGGAUCACGGUCAAGACUGAGCGUGGAACCAUUCGUGCCAAAUCAGUCGUCCACACGACAAACAGAUGGGCUUCUCAUCUUCUUCCUGAGUUCAGUAAUCUUAUACUGCCCGACAGAGGAACUAUUGCGGCACUAAAAGCGCCUCCGGGAUUCAUAAAGCAUACCGGUGCCCAGCAUUGGGAUUCAGUUGUCAACAACUAUCAUCUCCAACUCCCUCCGCCGUACAACACUAUCAUCAUUGGAGGAGCAAGGCAACUUCUCGUCCACAAGCCGGAAGAUUGCUUUCCUAGCGAUAAAAACGAUCAGCAGAUUGCUGGAGCAGCUGCAUUCUACGAAUCUUGGGGUCCCUCAGAUGUUAUAGGCUCGCCGGAUGCAGUUCCAGCGGAACUCAGCAAGGAAGCCAACGAAGGCGGCUGCUGGACUGGAAUUCAAACCGAAUCUGCAGAUGAUUUUCCAUUUGUUGGUACGGUGCCACAGCGGCCGGGCCAUUUCAUUGCGGCCGGAUUCGCGGGACACGGUAUGCCUCGCGUGCUGGGUUCGGCUGCUCACGUCACGCCUCUUGUACUAGAGUCGCUUGGUGUUAAAUACAGCCAGCCCCUUGUUGCCGCAUCAUUUCCUCCACUGCCUCAACCGUUCCGCACUACCGCUGAACGGAUUGAAAAACUCCAGGAUACGAAUCUCAGCGUGCUCGCUGAGGAGUACAAGCAGAGCUGUGGAGAAAGUGCGAAGAAGCCAUUUUGCAAUACCGCGAGGGUCAUGUCUGUGCUUGCGAACCCGUCUUCCUGGGAUGGUGGCGACCAGCAGAUCAUGGCCCAGCCAUGA
This is a messenger RNA of Alternaria postmessia, 1539 nucleotides long. RefSeq lists its product as uncharacterized. Gene Ontology annotation, cellular component: cytoplasm. Bases 1 to 1539 code for a protein of 512 amino acids. The transcript is spliced from 7 exons. Gene Ontology annotation, molecular function: oxidoreductase activity. Lineage: Eukaryota; Fungi; Ascomycota; Dothideomycetes; Pleosporales; Pleosporaceae. The record is from RefSeq and is a predicted model, not a curated record.